GUCGUGCGUGCGUAUGAGCGGGCGGCUGAGUGAGUGAACGAGCGAGCGGCGGUGCGGCGAGUUUCGUCGUGUGAUGUAGUUCAGUGUAUCAGUGCCGCGCACGAGUGUGUGGAGCGUGUGUGUACAUUCCCUCUUUCUCCUCUCUUUCUCUUUCUCUCUCCUCUUUCUCUCUCUCUCUCUCUCUCUCCAUCAUCACGAGAGCGCUAUCAUCCCGAGACGACGAGAGCGUUUCCACGACCCGCGAGUGAUUCACGGGGCCGACGGUUACUCCGACGGAUUAUUAGGCGCAGCACGACGGAACCAUGACGGUAGCGCGAGUCGACGAGCGUAUCAUCGUGCAGGAAACGCAACGGUUUUAAAACGAACGUGAGGACUUCAAAAUGGCUACAAAAACUGACGACACAGCAUCUAUCGACAAUCCUAACGAUGGAGAGAGUCUGGAUAAGGAAAUAUUAACUAUUGCUGGUAACGACGGGGGAAGCCACCGAAUUCCACCAACGUACUUGUACAAUACGGGAUCAGAACAGAGUACAAGAGUUUCAGAUCAGGAACAAGGCGCUCGAAAUCGCAAUCCAGCCACGGAGGACCAAUUGGGUCCGUUGCCGCCCAACUGGGAGAAGGCAUACACGGACACGGGAGAAGUUUAUUUCAUAGACCACAACACAGGCACGUCUCACUGGCUAGACCCGCGUUUGUCGAAAUUUCAAAAGAGAUCCUUGGAGGAAUGCCUCGACGACGAGUUGCCCUACGGCUGGGAGAAGAUCGACGACACCCUCUACGGCACAUAUUUCAUCGACCAUGUGAACCGUAGGACACAAUACGAGAAUCCGGUGUUGCAAGCGAAAAGGGCGCAGCAGAGCUUAAUCGAGAGGAAGAGCCCCAACUUCACUAGAAAUCCCGACAAGCUGAAAGGUCAGAGGAUACGCACCACCUUGAUCAAGAGUUCAAGGGGCUUGGGAUUCACCAUUGUCGGCGGCGAUGACGCCGUGGAGGAGUUUCUCCAAAUUAAAAGCGUCGUGCCAAACGGUCCAGCCUGGCUGGAUGGGAAGCUACAAACCGGCGAUGUGUUGGUGUACGUUAAUGAUACCUGCGUACUAGGAUUCACGCAUAAUGAAAUGGUAAAUGUAUUCAAGUCAAUUGGCAGCGGCGAGACGGUGACUUUGGAAGUAUGCCGAGGCUAUACGUUGCCCUUUGAUCCCAAUGACCCUAAUACAGAGGUCGUAACCACGAUUGCCGUUAACGCGCCAGAAGAUCCCGCGCUAUACAUGGACUUGGAAUCUACUCUGCAACCUAAUGGACGCUACAACUUCCUGGAUUCCACAUUUUUGCCGGUGCACAGUCUUCAGAACGGCGAGAAUCUCGCCACGACGUCUGUCAACUCGAUGCCCGAUCUCUGUAUCUCGGACAAGAUCAACACGAUCAAGAGGCCCAGCAGCACAGACAUACUUCUGUCGGAGAGCAGCGACCUGAACGACUGCAAGGACUCGCCAGUGUCUUCCAAGCCGGAGUUUCUCAGCAUCGCUAUUGUGAAGGGCGCGAUGGGAUUCGGAUUUACUAUAGCAGACUCCGCUCACGGUCAGAAAGUGAAAAAGAUCCUGGAUCGUCAGCGUUGCAAGAACUUGAUGGAGGGCGACAUUUUGGUCAAUAUAAACGACAUCAACGUGAGAAACAUGUGUCACUCGGAAGUGGUGCAAGUGUUAAAAGAUUGCCCGCGCACCGAAGAAGCAUUGAUACACGUCCAACGUACGACGACCAAGUCGAAGGAGAAGAAGGAAACAAACACGCAGGACUUCUUCAGGAGUAAAACGCCCACCGCCGAUAUUUACAGCACUCAGUCGAAGACCGUCAUACCAAGCCGGCCGAAGACGCCGUUGAUCGACACACGAAAUCGCUCCAAAUCACCGACCAGCACCAGCAGGACGAACUGGAACGAAAUGCAGAGCGAGAACGAGCUGAAUCCGCUGGACAGCCAUUACAAGUACUCCGAGUAUGCACAUGGGAUGUAUUACUCGGACCCUUACAAGGCCAACAUCACGAACUUGGCGGACAAUUUCGUGGCGAUGAUGAAUCUGGACGAGGAUUCCGUCAGGAACGUGCCAAAGCGAGAUUGGUCGACGAACGACAAACUGAACAUCAACAAUGACAUGUAUUCCAUCGACAUCUCCCACCAUGACAAUAUGCUCAAGCAGAAUGGCGGGUGCUUGCACUCCGACUAUUACAAGGAUCUCUACGCGGUACAGUCGCAUUCCCAAUAUAACGAGGACUACAACGCGUACUCCAUGGGGCAGGAACAAAACGUCGACACUGGUGAAAUUUGGGACAAGCGGAAGGAGACCACCAGUUUCGAGCACGAACAACCACAUUCCAGUUCCAUACCUCGGUAUCCGCAAUACACGAAUGAAUUGGUCUGUCCAAUGGUACCCGACAUAGAAUGGAUAGAAACUCUGGUGACUUUAGUCAGACAAGACACCGGGUUUGGAUUUAGAAUAGUAGGCGGCACAGAGGAAGGCUCUCAGCAGGUCUCAGUGGGUCACAUCGUCCCCGGUGGAGCCGCCGAUCUCGAUAACAGGUUGAACACCGGCGAUCUGAUCAUGUCUGUCGACGGCGAAAGCGUUAUGAAUUCUUCCCAUCAUCACGUGGUGCAGCUAAUGAUCGCGGCGGCUCAAAAUGGCCGAGUCACUCUGGGGAUACGACGUCGGAUCAACACGCAGGAGCACCUCCAGGAGAAUCUACAAUCCUCUUACGGCCGGCAGAUGAAUAUGCAGUAUCCAUACGACGUUACCGUCACGCGAAUGGAGAACGAAGGAUUCGGCUUCGUGAUCAUCUCGUCCGUCAACAAAGCUGGCUCUACGAUCGGCAGGAUAAUCGAGGGCUCGCCCGCCGAGAGAUGCGGCAGACUGAACGUUGGGGAUCACAUUUUAGCUGUCAAUCACAUAGACAUCACGAAUGUAUGCCAUAAGGAUAUAGUCAACUUAAUCAAGGAUUCCGGUUAUUCCGUCACACUGACGAUUGGGUAUCCGCUCGAUGAUUGCUGCAGCAACACGUCUCUUUCCCAAAAGGAUGAACCGACAGGAGAUGGAGAUGGGGGUCAGUAUCAUGCUGUAGAGCUAACUCGGGGCACCCGAGGUUUCGGCUUCAGCAUUCGCGGUGGUCGCGAAUUUCAAAAUAUGCCGUUGUUCGUCUUGCAAAUUGCCGAGAACGGCCCGGCGUCAAUCGAUAACCGUCUUAGAGUUGGAGAUCAGAUAAUUGAAAUAAAUGGUAUCAACACCAAAAAUAUGACGCAUACGGAAGCGAUUGAGAUUAUACGUAACGGUGGACCAUCUGUUCGUCUGUUAGUACGACGUGGCUGCCAAAUGCCUUCAGUGAGUAAUCUCACGAUCAGCCAAAUAAGUAUUCGACCGAACGAUGAGGGCACCCCGCGCAGGCAUUUAUCGAAAUUACCCGAGAGGGGUGUGCCCCCCAAAAAACGUCAGAAAGUUCGAUUUUCCAUUUCACUGAACUGCUGUUCAUCCAAAAACAGAUAUUUAUAGCGAGCGCUUUCGGCGAGAUGCGUUCGUUGCAUUUCUCGAAUGGAGUAUACAUACACAUAUACAUAUACGUAUAUAUACAUAUAAUGAGACAUAAGUUGAUAUAUUUCGUAAGAUUGAAACUGAUUUCUCACACACACACACACACACACACACACAUACACAUACAUACACACACGAGGAGAAAGUAAUCCUCGACGCAUUUAUACGCGACAGCGAUAUUUUAAGCGUUAGACUGUUGUAGUUUUGCGAGAGAAACAAAUCCUUAAUUUAUGUAAACGCGAACGAUUGUAAAUCAUACAUGACUCGUACUAGCGUAAAGCGACACGUUGAAAAUAUGUAAAAAAAAAAAAAGAGGAAGAGAAAACGAGCGUCAGCGACGUGAAGUAACGAAUAAUUACGUUACGCUGCUGAUGCGAAUAGCAUUAGUGCGCAUAAAGAAUCUCGUAGCUCGGUGCGUUUUAUCACGUACAGACGACAGGCGCAGCUGUAUGCCUCAUACGCUGUGAAGUGAUAUUGUAGACUGGCAAUUUGUGUAAUUAUAUCGAAUUUAUAUUUCGUCUGCACUUCUCAAUUAACGUUUAUCAAAAGGCGUAGGCUCUUCGGAAUUCUAGGCUUCUAUCGUGGAACACCACUGUCUCCGUGAACACAUUUUUCCUCUUAAAUAGCGACAUGAUUGUGGCCUUGACGAUGAAAUAGUUACGCUUUUCGAUAUCGCGUAAAAAGAUCUGAGAGAACUAGCAAUUGUAAAAAAUACUAAUCAACCAUAACGACUCUACACGUUACUCUGGACUUACUGUGAACACUCGGAGAUUCUAUCGAUGUCUGAUUCUUCCUUUUUUGUUUUUUUUUUGUUUCUUCUCUCUCUGAAUAUUUAUUCCCAUUUAUACGAGAUGUAUAUGUAUGUCAUUAAUUAAAGUAACUAAGGACUCACGCAACCAAAGAAGCAGAUGCACUUAUCAGCCGCUUUGUUUUUUGAGUGGUGAAAGAUAAUUACGAAAGAGAGUUUAUUAUUGUAAUAAUUACUUAACCGACCUCUCUCUCUCACACACACACACACACAUACACACACACACACACACACACAUAACGUACACACUAUGGGGGCGACUAUUGUUCGUUUGCCCGCGAUUACAAGGUGAUGUUUCUACUGAUGAGAGGUGGACGACGAGCGAGCGGAAGUUCAGACGGAGGACGAAGAAUUAGACAGAAAUUUUUCUUAUUCACUCUUCCUGUGUCUCUUUUCGAUAUUUAUGAACGUUACACGUUUGAAAGAAUAGCGUAAAUAAAUAUAUAUAUAUAUAUUUUUUUACUUGUAAAAUAGUAAGAUAAUGUGGGAGUGUUGUUCGGCACGUUGUGUGUGUACUAAUAUGUAAGGGAAACAAGCGACGAAAAGGGGAAGGGUAAAAGCAGAUUGUAUUUUUUAGAUCUCAGAAUUGAAGUAAGAGAGAGAAAAAGCGCCGGUGUUAUAUUAUACACAGGUGUAUGUGAAGGCGCGCGAGCGAAUAGUCGUAUGUUGUUCAAAACGAGCGAUUCGCAUGAGUGAUAAGCAGCAGCAAACGCAUUUAAAACUGGAAUCACACAAUACCCAUUUUAUAAUCAUCGCGUUUAUUUUUUAUAAUUAUAUAUAUAUAUAUAUAUAUAUAUAUAUAUAUAUAUAUAUAUACAGAAUUUGUAAAUUAUGUAGGAUAUCGUAAGUUUUGGUAUGAAUGUAUAUAUACUUGUUUUUUGAGAGGAUAAUGUUGAUAAUUUGUAAGGCUAAUGUAAGAAGCAAUAAUGUAAUGUCAAUCGCGAUUUUAUCGACUCGAGUUCACUCGCCGAGUAAUCCGAGUUUUCUUUACUACUCGUUUUGCUCGCUCUCUUGCCAAAGCCCCCCAGCCACACGGUAUACGUAUUGUCAUUCUUCUCUUCUUUUUUCAACGCUACUACAACACAUAACUCGGGCAGCUUCUCGAAGCGAUGGCGUGAUUUAGCGUGGUUAGCGCUUGGGAGGGAGGAAAAAAAAGAAGGAACGCGUGCUGGAAAACGCGUUUUCGCGUUAUUCCACGAAUAUCGUGUGUCGCGUCUCGAGUAGUAAAGAAACAGCGCGGCCGAUUACGCACGUUGGAUUUCACGCACCUACGCGUACGGCAAGUUAAUUAACCGUUCGACUGAUGAUGAUUUCGCUGAUUCGAUCUGAUCCAACGCCUGACUCUUCGUACUCUUGGAGCUUCGUAUAUUUAUUGUGAACACACCCCGAACGUGUAAACCGAAUUCUAUGUAUGUGUCCGUUACACCUUAUGAGUAAUUGUCGUUGAAUGAUCCGAGAUAAAGCCAGAGAAAGAAACUGAUAUUGUUGCUAAGAAUAUAAUAUACUACCAUUAUUAUAUUGUUGUUGAGAAAUAUACUGAGAUAAUAAAUGCUACAUUAAAAGACCA
Molecule: messenger RNA, 5944 nt
Organism: Odontomachus brunneus
Lineage: Eukaryota; Metazoa; Arthropoda; Insecta; Hymenoptera; Formicidae
Product: membrane-associated guanylate kinase, WW and PDZ domain-containing protein 1-like
Exons: 11
Coding region: 381-3530 (1049 amino acids)
Biological process (GO): signal transduction
Cellular component (GO): cytoplasm
Molecular function (GO): protein binding
Source: RefSeq, a predicted model, not a curated record